AUGAAAGGAACUAUGCAAGGACAUUUAUCCUCUCUGGUUAGCAAGACCAAACAAGCGGUGAACGCGGGUCUCACCAAGAUGGAGGAAACAGUUGAGAAGGUUCGCCAUCAUGCUGCAAACGUUAAUAUUCCAACUUCAGGACUGUCAGGUAGUUUAGAUAUUUUGGAUGAUGCUUCGGGAAAUUUGCCUGUUGAUAUGCCACCAAAAAUUGAUAUCAACGGAGAAACCUAUAAAAUUACUAAAUUAUUGGGAGAGGGAGGUUUUUCAUUCGUGUUUGUAGUGAAGAAUCUAAACACCGGAGAAGACUUUGCUCUCAAGCGUUUAUUAAUUCAAGACUCAUCUCAAGGUAUUCAAGCUCGAAAGGAGAUUGAGGUCAUGAAGAAAUUAAAUAAUCACGAAAAUGUGGUAAAAUUGAUAGGUGUCAAGGAAUUGCAAAACGGAAGAGCUAAUGAAAUUUAUAUUCUUAUGGAACUUGCAGAAACCGAAGUAGUGAGUAUGAUGGAAGAGAGAAUUAAUUCCGGUGAGAAGAAGUUUUCCGAACAAGAAAUAUUGAAAAUAUUCUUUGAUGUUUGUAAAGGAGUUGCUCAUAUGCACUCCCAAAACCCUCCGAUGAUUCACAGAGAUUUGAAAGUGGAAAACAUUCUCUACAAAGACGGUGUGUACAAGAUAUGUGACUUUGGUUCAACAACAACAAGAGUAUACACACUUACUUCAAGAUCUGAAAAACAAGAAGCGGAAGAAGAUAUCCAAAAAAAUACAACACUUGCUUAUAGAUCUCCCGAAAUGGCAGACCUUUACAGUGGAGAUCCUAUCAACGAAAAAUCUGAUGUUUGGGCUUUAGGAUGCGUUUUGUACAAAUUAUGUUUUUUCAAAGGCCCAUUCGAAGAUGCUGAAAGCUCUAUUGCAGUAAUUAAUGCCAAGUACAAAAUUCCGCCAUCGUCAUACUCACCAGCAUUGAUUGAUUUAAUUAAGAGUAUGCUUGUUGUGUCUGUUAAAGACAGACCAUCUGUAUUUGAUAUUACAGAAAGAGUUGGAAAACUUUUAGGAAAAGAAAUUGCUCUUCAAAGACCUGUGCAACAAUCGAGACCAACUGUUCAACCAUCAUCUCAACAAGUUUCCAAGUUCAGCCCAUCAGUUAGCCAGGCAACACCAAAUAAUUCUGGAGGUGGUGACUUAUUUUCUCAGCUUGAUUGGUUCGAAAAUGGCGGUCAACAAGUUUCUCCUCAACCUCAACAACAAACAUUUAGCGUUCAAAGAAAGGCUCCACCAUCCUCGUCUGUUGUUGUGAAGAAGCCACAACCAGCUCAAACGAAUUCAUUUGAAGAUAAUGGUGACUGGGCUGAUUUUUCCGAUUUAGAAAGCACUACCCCAUCUUCUGCAUCCACACCAAAACCUCUUCCAAAAGUUGAAAGUACUCAACCAAAAUCAACUCCAAAACCAUUGCCCCCAAUAGAAACAAAGCAAAAGAACGGUGGUGACCUUUUCUCCCAACUUGACUGGCAAGACUCCAAUGACUCUUUUAGUAACCAACCGCAAACAAACGUGAGCAGCCCUCAAAAACCCCCGGUUCUCAGACAACCAUCUACUCCAGUUAUUCAACCAACAGUGCAAAACCUUCAAGUUCAAACUCAACACAAACGCAGCUUGAGCGAAAGCCUACAAGGAAUGACUCUUAGUACGCCAUCACCUCAACCAUCUUCGUCAUCAUCACCAUUUCCAAUCAUGACAUUUACCAGUGAAAGCCGUAGACUUACAGUUUCCAGAGCUACUACUGUUGCUCCUAGACAACCUAGACCAAGUCAAAUUUCGUUGGCAUGUUUUGAUUUGUAUUCGAAUGGUGAUGAAAAUCUUUUUAUUGAAUAUUUGGUUUAUAUCAGAGAACGGCCUGUAUUCCUUGAUCAACAUGCUUGCGUGAAGGCCUUGAUUCUAAUUCAUCAUAUUCUUCAGUCAGCGCUCACGGACAAGUGCGAUCCAAUUGAUGCCAAGUCAUUAAUUCAAGAUAUCAAAGAAGUAUGGAAGCCAAGAGCAAAUCAAUUAAUCGCCAAGUUUAUUGUAGAAUAUGCUUCAUGGCUUGAAAGAAGGUGUGAAAUUUUGUCAGCUCUUAAAGACUCUGUUUCUGCCAAUUUCUCUAUGAAAGGUGAAAUUCAAAUUGCAGAAAUUUCAGACUUACUUGAUCUUUUAGAUAGCUUGAUGCAAGUUCAAAAAUCAAUUUUGGGAGACAAGACCCCUUCACCAAAGAUGGGAAGCGCCAUUCCAAUAGCAAGCGAUGCCUAUGACUUAUACUUGUGCGUAACCAACACUCUCCAAAAAUGUAGUGAGGCCAACAAAUUCUCUGAAGAUGUGAAGAAGGUUACCUUAAAGUACAACCAAGUGUACACAAAUCUUACCAGAUUUAUUUCUCAACUUGGCCAAUUCAAGCUUCAAGCAGGAAAUGUGAGAUCAAUACCUACAUUGCCACCAACUCCACCAUCGUUCUUUGGAUUACAAAAGACCUUGGUACAACCUCCUUCUACUUUGUCUGCUCCAUCUGUUCUUAAUCCAAACUUUGAAUAUAACGAACCAGACGAGCCAUACACGUACAAAAUUUUGUCUAUCACCAAUGAACCUCUCACCAAUGCAGACAUUCUUAAAAAGGAGGGUAAUAACGCAUGUGCGGACUGUACCUCCAACCAGGUACAAUGGGCACACUUGGGCUACGGUAUUGUUUUGUGUACUCAAUGCAGAUUGGCUCACUUCAAUUUGAAGACAGGAAGACUUGAAAGCUUGACACUCAACAAUGUUAAAUUAUCAAGAGAACAGCUUUCCUUCCUCAACGCUAUUGGUAACAAGACUGCAAACGAAUAUUUCGAAAUUGGGUUGCCACCAAACACUAAACCAAGCAACAAUAUCAACCAGCCUAGUUUACAAACCUAUGUUAGAAACAAGUAUAUUAAUAAGAUGUACGCUCGUGUUGGUAAUGGAGCAAGUUCUCCAAAUCAUAUCAGAUCGCCAAGCGGUGGAAUUGACCAACUUAAUCCUUCUCAGUUCUACAUGUAA
Molecule: messenger RNA, 3036 nt
Organism: Naegleria lovaniensis
Lineage: Eukaryota; Heterolobosea; Eutetramitea; Acrasida; Naegleriidae
Exons: 2
Coding region: 1-3036 (1011 amino acids)
Biological process (GO): protein phosphorylation
Cellular component (GO): cytoplasm
Molecular function (GO): phospholipid binding; GTPase activator activity; ATP binding
Source: RefSeq, a predicted model, not a curated record